This is a messenger RNA of Fraxinus pennsylvanica, 930 nucleotides long. Lineage: Eukaryota; Viridiplantae; Streptophyta; Magnoliopsida; Lamiales; Oleaceae. The record is from the annotation of a GenBank genome assembly.
AUGGAGUUGCUUGGGUUGCAGAAACCUUACCUUGAACCUUUGCUUCAGCAGCAAUAUGGCCUUGCUUUCGGCAAAACCAGUAAUCUGCAUCAUGGUUUCUUUGGAUAUCCUGCAUUUUCUCCUGGUAUGUCAUAUCCUGGAAGCCCAAUAGCGGACCCAGUUAUCCCCAAUCUCCCUUUCGGACCAAGUAGUCCUGUUAUGCAUGUGGAACAGAUCAUGCAUAUUCCUUCAGGGUUGAGGAAUAUACCUGGCAGUUUUAUGGGAGGUAAUUUGGAGGAAAUUUUUGCACCUUCUUUGUUGUAUGAGUUCAAGAGCAACAAAACUAAAUGUUUCGAGCUCGCAGAGAUUGCUGGUCAUGUUGUUGAGUUCAGUGUGGAUCAGUAUGGAAGUCGGUUUAUCCAACAAAAACUUGAAACAACCAAUGCACAAGUGAAGAACAUGGCUAUUGAAGUUAUUGAGUUGGACCAGCAGACUAGAAUUGUUACAGAGCUCGAUGGUCGUGUUAUGCUCUUGUUCCUGGAGCACUGCCACAAACCCCAAACCCAGAGCAUAGUGAUGGACGAAAUUUUGCAAUCUGUUUGCAUGUUGGCACAAGAUCAAUAUGGAAACUAUGUCAUUCAGCUUGUACUGGAACACGGGAAACCACAGGAGGAGCGAUCAGCUAUAAUUGGGCAGAUUGUUCCAAUGAGCCAGCAAAAGUUUGCAUCGAAUGUUGUAGAGAAAUUCUUUUCUUUUGGAACUCCUGGAGAACAUCAGACUCUGGUUCAUUUAAGUGCUUUCAAGAUGUAUACGUAUGGAAAGCAUUUUGUUGCCCGUGUAGAGAAACUUGUUGCUACUGGAGAAAUAUCUUUGAGCUCAAAGGAUUGGUCAAUUCAUAAUGACAACUUGGGAAGCAAAGUCGACAGUUUUGAUGGUUUUGCUACUAAAUGA